AUGGCCCAGUCGGUCAAGGGCGGCGGCAAGGGCAACCCAGCCCCCGCUGCUGCAGCCCCGGCCGCGGACAAGUCGGACACGGGCACCCUCGGAGGCGAGUGGAUUCUCCUCCGCCGCGACGUCGCGGCCACCGCCUGCGAGGGCCGCUGGGAAUUCUACCUCGAGGCGCACGGGCGCCAGCCAUUGGUGGGCUUCGCGCCUGCCAUCCUGCGCGCCGCGAGCGGCAGCGCCGCGGCCGUCUCUGCGCGCCCGCGGCCAGGGCUUCGCGACGAGGGGGUCAGCGGGGACGUCCUCGCGUCGAUCUCCGCGUUCGCGGACGUGCUCAGCGACCCGUGGAUCGCCCUCGUCGACGGGGGCGACGGUGGGCAGACAAGCCCUGGCUCACCAGAUGGGGCGGCGCAAUCGUCGAAUGCCCCGCGCGCGGGGCCGCCCGCGACAAGGGAAGGCUUUCGCCACGCGCAAACCGAGGCGGAGGCAAUCUACGACGCGCCGUGGAAGACCUGCCGCGGCGCCCAGGUCGCGGCGGGCACCGCCGGGCCGCGGCGCUACAAAACCAUUGGGUUUCCCGGGGCCCUUCCCGCGAGAGCCAGCACUGAUAAGGAAGCCGACCCCGAUGGCAGGUCGGCUACGAACGGCGCCCCGUUCGUCGCCCCCAGCGACCUCUGGAACCAGGCAGCGGCCGCCGUCGCGAGCCCCCCAGAGCUCGAGACGCACCUCGCCUCGCAGGCGCUAAAGAAGGCAGCGCACGCGCAUUGGGCGGCCACCAAGGAGAUCGCUGUCCUCGAGACGCGCGACGCCCCCCUCGACGAGGGGGCCGGGUGCCAGGGCAGGGCCCAGGGCUACAAGACGGCGAACCAGACCAUGAAGUCGACGCCCGGGCGCGCCCACCUAAAAGACCCAGAGGCAGCGUGGUGGCCGCAUUCCAGCUCGCUCAUCGCCCGCUACACCCCGCUGGCCAAGAACGCCAAGGACGUCCAGGCCAAGCGACAGAGACGCAGGAUCAUCGCGGCCAAGCUGGACCAGCAUGACAGCCCCAACUUCCACGCGGGACACUUCGGCACAGAAGUGGGCCCGACCGAGGUCGACGAAUGGAUGCUCCACAUCGCGCCCCUCGGGUUUUGCGACGAGGGCGACCUCCGCCGCACCUGCGCCGCGACGCAGCGAUGGGCGGGCCGCGCCGUGGCGAGGGCCGUCGGCAGGGUCGCACGCGGCACCUCGACUUGGCUCAUGGCAGGAGGCAUGGAGGGGCACCCCGGGGAAGCUGACCCCAGCGGGCAAAAGCUCGAGGCCAAGCUCAACGGCAGCGCCGUGGGCGACCCCUGCGCCGUCAUGAACUGGGCGGCCAGCUCUUGGAGGCAGGCGCGGACUGCCAACGCCCGCGACGAGCGGCAGACCACGGGGCGCGCGCCA
Messenger RNA from Prorocentrum cordatum, 1410 nucleotides. NCBI's taxonomy places the organism in Eukaryota, Dinophyceae, Prorocentrales, Prorocentraceae. The record is from the annotation of a GenBank genome assembly.